Phycodurus eques (leafy seadragon) is the source of this 1404-nucleotide messenger RNA. Its product is annotated as gap junction alpha-3 protein-like. The coding region runs from base 1 to 1404 and encodes 467 amino acids. The transcript has 3 exons. Gene Ontology annotation, biological process: cell communication. Gene Ontology annotation, cellular component: connexin complex. NCBI's taxonomy places the organism in Eukaryota, Metazoa, Chordata, Actinopteri, Syngnathiformes, Syngnathidae. The record is from RefSeq and is a predicted model, not a curated record.
AUGGGUGACUGGAGCUUUCUGGGGCGACUUCUGGAGAACGCUCAGGAACACUCCACUGUGAUAGGAAAGGUGUGGCUGACCGUCCUCUUCAUCUUCCGCAUCUUGGUGCUGGGAGCAGCAGCUGAAGAAGUUUGGGGUGACGAGCAGUCCGACUUCACAUGCAACACGCAGCAGCCCGGCUGCGAGAACGUUUGCUACGACGAGGCCUUUCCCAUCUCCCACAUGCGCUUCUGGGUGCUGCAGAUCAUCUUUGUGUCCACGCCGACCCUAAUCUACCUGGGACAUGUGCUGCACAUUGUCCGCAUGGAGGAGAAGAGGAGGGAACGGGAAGAUGAGAACAGGAAGUUGGGCCGGCACCUGGAGGACCACGACCCCCUCUACCGCCAUGGAGACGGCGGGGGCGGUUGGAAGAAGGAGAAGCCACCAAUCCGCGAUGAGCACGGCAAAAUCCGGAUCCGCGGGGCAUUGCUGCGGACCUACAUCUUCAACAUCAUUUUCAAGACCCUGUUUGAGGUGGGCUUCAUCCUGGGACAGUACUUCCUCUACGGCUUCCAGUUGAUGCCGCUCUAUAAAUGCCGCCGGUGGCCCUGUCCCAACACAGUGGACUGCUUUAUAUCCAGGCCAACUGAAAAAACUAUAUUUAUCAUCUUCAUGCUGGCGGUGGCUUGCGUUUCUCUGCUCCUCAACCUGCUGGAGAUCUACCACCUGGGCUGGAAGAAAGUCAAGCAGAGCGUCACCAAUGAGUUUGUCGCUGACAAUGAGUCGCUGCUGCUGGGUGCAGUACGAGCCGGAGACGCCAAGACUCUUCCUGAGGAGGUCAGUCCACCGGCACUCGACUGUUUGCCGACAUACGCCAGUGUGAGUGUAGUUGGGGGCAGUGCAGCCGAGGGGGGUGCUGACAGUCCCGCCGAGGUGAUUUCCUUAAGUCCUGACAUGGCAACUGGUUCUGUCAAGAUGGACCGCACAUUGUUCCACCCAGAUGAUCUCUUGUUACAAUCGCUACCUGCUUCCUUUUAUGGCGGAGUCCACAGACAGCUGACAGAAGAGAAGCAGAACUGGAGCAACAUGGCGUUGGAGCUGCAGGAUGUGGAUGGAAAAAAUUCCUCCGGCUCGUACCCUCCUCCAUCAUCUAGAAUCUCCUCCUCCUCUUCCCAUCCGGAUGAGACGAUUGUACCCCCUCCGCCAGAGUCGCAACACUCCAGUUUUCCUACACUCCCUUGCCAUGCUCGCCUCUACCUCCUCUCACUGGAGGAGGCUUUGGCAAGUGAGGAGAAAGCGAUGCCGAGUGACGACUUCACUGUGGUUACCAAAGCAGAGAUGCAUCAGCCCCCCGGCAUGCAGAAGCCAAGACGGGUGAGCGAGAGCAGCGGUGCCCGGGCUCGCCCCGACGAUUUGGCUGUGUAA